Pocillopora verrucosa is the source of this 1933-nucleotide messenger RNA. RefSeq names its product putative cytochrome P450 120. Lineage: Eukaryota; Metazoa; Cnidaria; Anthozoa; Scleractinia; Pocilloporidae. Gene Ontology annotation, molecular function: heme binding; monooxygenase activity; iron ion binding. Gene Ontology annotation, biological process: sterol metabolic process. The record is from RefSeq and is a predicted model, not a curated record.
GGGAGGGUAAAAAUUUUAAAAUGGUGGCUGACUAAGCGGACUCAUUGUUAGAGUUUCAACGGGAACAUGCACAUUGAUCGUGAUGCAAUAUUAUGCAAAUGAGCCAAAGGGAAAGUUGUUGUUCCUCCGUCUCUGUUAAUUAAUAAUGUAACGCUGUAUGUCAGCCGCUGUAAGCGAAACAAAUUGAUUGGUCUGGCGAUCUUCUUCUUGUUCGCUUAUCGCUGCGUUUUUCUUCAGUCUGAAGAACACAGAGGAACAACCCCAGGUAUCAGACACAAGUUUCAUGGAGUUAACUUGGCAUUGUAGAUUUUGACAUUAACAAGCAAACACAAAAAGGAGAUACGUUGUGCCGAUUUUUAACGACUUCAGAAGAACUGUUUGGUAACCCCUGUGUAAUUUUCCUUGUCCAGAGAUGUUGCAGCCUGUGUAAUCUGGUACAUGUCUUGAUGACAUCCUUACCAGGAAGUCUUGGUUGGCCUGUCACUGGUGACAAAACACUUGAGUUUGCCAGAAACCCAGCAGAAUUCAUCCAACGCAAUAUUAAAACAUGUAACUCAAGGGUUUUUCAAGUACGAGCACUGAACAAACCUCAUGUACUUGUUGCUUCAAAUCAAGGAGUCAAGGAAAUUCUAGAAGAUAAGGAUGGUGUGCUUGACAUGGGCUACAAAGAUUUUGGAUAUAUGUAUAGUUUAUAUGGAGACUUAGUAAUUUUUAACAGUGAUGAUGAAGCUAUACGGCUAAGAAACAUUCUUCACAAUGUCUUUCGGCCUGAAGAAGUGACCCGUUACAUGGGUGAUGUGGAAGUUGUGUCCUCAAGAUUAUUGAAUAGUAUUGAAGACAAUGACAUUGUUAUUCCAUAUAAGCUGUUCAAGCAGCUCACAACUGAGGUAUGCUUGCGAUUAUUCCUGGGACUGGAAAUGGAAACUGCCAAAAAGGAAGCAGAAUCUGUUGUUGAGCUCACAAUAACUCACUGGCAUGGGCUUAUUUCUGUUCCAGUGACUUUUAAUGUUUAUGGUUAUAAAUCAGGAUACAGUAAGGCAAUGGUAGCAAAGAAAAAUCUGUUGACAAUUGUCAGUAGACGUCUCUCAGAGGAAAAGAAUGGGUUCAUAAAUGUUAUGAGAGAAUCAGAAUUUAAAUCCAUGACUGAAAUGGCAAAUCACAUUUUGUUAUUUGUGUCAGCUCUGGUUCCCAAAGCAUUGGCUUCCCUCAUGACCUCCUUUUGCAUUGAGCUUGCCAAGCCUGAGAAUCUUGAGAAGAGAAUCAAAGCAGCCAAGGAUGAUAGGUAUCUGGAAAAUGUGCUUUUAGAGAUAAAACGACUUUGGCCACCCUUUCUUGGUGGACGAAGACUAGCAAAACAGGAAGUCAUAAUAGAUGGUUAUAAAGUUCCAGCAGGUCACUAUGUGGGAAUUCUCACAAGAGCAGCAAACUGUGAUCCAAAAAUAUUUCCUGAAGCUGAAAAGUUUUUACCUGAAAGAUGGGACACUUGUAACCAGUUAGACAGGGAUCGAGUGUGGACAUUUGGCUCAGGUCCUCGGAUGUGCAUAGGGCAUAAGUUUAUUCACAAGAUUAUCAAGCUUCUUGCAAAACAUCUUCUCCAGUCAUACGAGUGGGAACUGGUACCCGGUCAAGAUUUGACAUACAAAUGGCUUCCUGUGUCACGCCCCAAGAACGAUGUACAAGUUGUGUUUACGAAGAUUGCGUUAUGAAAUUGGAUUGCCUGGUAACAUUUUAUGGACAUUUUUAAUUUUUUUGCAAAGGUUUUUACUAAAUACUACUUUGCUCAACUGAUUCCAAACUUCUUUUUAACACGAGUGAAAUAUAUUUUUUUCCUUUUAAAAAUGGAUGUAACAUAAGUAACGAAAGUAUUAAUCAAGUGUUUUGGACAAAUUAUAAUGAGUAUUGUAAUCAUUAGAGCCUUUCAGUAAUAAAUGUG